Molecule: messenger RNA, 3414 nt
Organism: Acanthocheilonema viteae
Lineage: Eukaryota; Metazoa; Nematoda; Chromadorea; Rhabditida; Onchocercidae
Source: the annotation of a GenBank genome assembly
AUGUGUCUUAUUUGUACGAUACUAUGUGGAAUUCGAGAAUGGACUGUUGAACGGAAUUUUGCUAUUUAUUUAAAUUUGGACAGUUCAAUCAUUCCAAAUUACAAGGAACAGUCAUCGAGACAGACUUUCAUUUUAUCAAUUCUCAUGUUCUUGUCAUAUCUUAUUUUGCUCAAUACUGUUGUUCCUAUUUCACUUUAUGUUAGUGUUGAAAUAAUACGAUUUUUUCAUUCAAUGUGGAUUAAUUCUGAUGCUGAAAUGUAUUACGAAAAGGGUGAUAUUGCUGCAUGUGCACGUACCACUACGUUAAAUGAAGAAUUAGGCCAAGUUCAAUAUAUAUUUAGCGAUAAAACAGGAACUUUAACGCAAAAUACGAUGGUAUUCAGGAAGUGCUCAAUUAAUGGACGUAGUUACGGUGAUAUAUAUGAUGCUAAUGGUGAAGUAAUUAAUAUAACGGAGGAAACACCGACGAUUGAUUUCUCGAAAAAUCGUUGGUUUGAACCGAAUUUCAAAUUUUAUGAUGAAACAUUAUUGAAUGAUACAACCAAAGGACUUUACGAAGUAGCAGAAUUUUGGCGACUUUUGGCUCUUUGUCAUACUUCCAUACCGGAACAGAAAAACGGUCGUUUGGAAUAUCAAGCACAAAGUCCAGAUGAAGCUGCUCUUACAUCUGCCGCACGGAAUUUCGGAUACGUUUUUAAAUCACGUACGGCUCAAACUAUCACACUGGAAGUAGCCGGCUCUGAAGAGGUGUAUGAUCUAUUGGCAAUCCUUGAUUUCAAUAAUGUUAGGAAACGAAUGUCAGUAAUUGUUCGAAAUCCUUUGGGUGAAUUAGUACUUUAUUGCAAAGGAGCAGAUACAAUUAUACUUGAUAGGAUAUCACACGAUACGGAACCAUUAUUGAAAAGUGCAACAAUUCAACAUCUCGAUAAAUUUGCUGCAGAUGGCUUUCGAACAUUAUGUUUAGCUUAUAAAAAAAUUAGCAUUGAUGUUUUUAACAAAUGGCAUGAACAGCAAAAAGAAGCAGCAGUUGCAUUGACGAAUCGUCAAGAACAGUUAGAUCGAGUGUAUGAUGAAUUGGAACAAGAGAUGACACUUCUAGGAGCUACAGCAAUUGAGGAUAAACUUCAGGAUAGUGUUCCGGAUACGAUAGCAGAACUUACUCGUGCUAACAUUAAAAUUUGGAUUUUGACAGGUGAUAAACAGGAAACGGCAAUCAAUAUCGGCUAUUCAUGCAAUUUGUUAACGGAAAAUCUUCAUGAAGUCUUCAUUAUUGAUGGUGAAACGGAACGUGAAGUUGAAGUGCAACUGAAGGAUGUACGACGACGAAUCGAACAAACACUUGGACCGCUGUCAUCUAUGAAAACAAGUGCUGUUUGUAUUCAACAAAUAAUAAUCAAUAUGGAAGGGGCUGAAAAGCAUGAAUAUGUAAAUUGGAUCAGUACUUUGACAAAAUGGAUUCUUUGUACAUCAAUGAUUACUUUCUGUUCGGUUUGUGCAAAUGCACCACUGGAAGAUGUUCCGAUAAAUGCUAAAAGGAUACUGAAUGCUUUAUUAAAUGAUGGAAAAUUUGCUUCUCAAUAUGCCAAUAAUGGUGUCACAGAUAGCGGUAAUUUACGAUCUGAUGAUAUGGAAAAUAUAACUUCCAUUCAUGAAAAAAAUACGGAAGUUCAAGAUCAUUUUGAAGGUGAUGAAUGGAAAAAUUUAGAAGGCUAUGCAUUGGUCAUUAAUGGACCAUCAUUAACGUAUGCAUUAAAAAGAAAAUUGCAAAGAACAUUUCUGGAUAUUGGAUGCUUAUGUCGUGCAGUAGUUUGUUGUCGUGUUACACCGCUUCAAAAAGCAAUGGUUGUUGAUUUGGUGAAAAGAAAUAAAAAAGCAGUAACAUUAGCUGUUGGUGAUGGUGCAAAUGAUGUAUCGAUGAUUAAAACGGCACAUAUUGGAGUUGGAAUAUCAGGACAAGAAGGUAUGCAAGCUGUGUUAGCAUCUGAUUAUAGCAUUGGGCAAUUUCGUUAUCUGAGAAGACUUUUACUGUCCAUUUACAAUCCGGUUUUGAUUGCUUGCUAUAAUUUAUUCUUUACAUCAUUACCUGUACUUGCAAUGGGUAUAUUUGAUCAAGAUUUGGAUGAUGUAUGUAGCAUGAAAUAUGCUAAACUUUAUAUACCUGGGCAAUAUAAUUUAUUUUUUAAUAUGCGAAUUUUUAUAUACUCUGUUCUUCACGGCAUGAUCAGUUCUUUGGUGAUAUUUUUUGUACCAUAUGGAAUACUGUACAACGGCGUGGAUUCAAAAGGCCGAGAUUUUAAUGAUUAUUCAUUAUUAGCAUUUACAUGCUUUACAUCGUUGAUUAUCGUUGUUACGGGCCAAAUAGCAUUUGAUACAAGUUAUUGGACUAUUUUUAACCAUAUUGUUAUUUGGGGUUCGGUGAUAUUCUAUUUUUGUCUUAGCUAUAUUUUAUACGAAGCUUUACCUGUAUGGUUCGUUUCAAAAUUUCAACCAGUUCAAUCAUAUGGUGUUAUGCAGCGAGCCUUUACAUCAAUACAGUUUUGGCUUUCUCUUCUAAUGGUAUCCGUUAUUUUACUCCUACCAGUACUUAUUAAUCGAUUCUUCUGGUUGGAUACACAUCCCACAUAUGCUGAUCGUCUUCGAAUGCAACGAAAACUUCUAACCGCUGUGGAAGAAAAGCCACCAUCAGAAACAAAGGCAAUACGGUAUUCAACAGGUGGUCGUCGAGCUUCAUCACGCUCAGGAUAUGCAUUUUCUCAUCAGCAGGGUUUCGGUGAUUUGAUUAUUAAAGGAGAAUUGUUCAAACAGGGGGAACAACUUAGAAAUUCUGGAAGUUCACCACAGAAAAUUGCUUCAUCUAUUCGGCAAUUAGCAGAAAAGGGAACAACCGCUGUACUCAUACCAAUAACACUUUUAUCACAAAAAAAUAACAGAGUAGCACCUCUUGAACAAAUUAAAGAAGAGACGAAGCAAAUAGAGCAUACUGAGUCCAGUCCCGAAGGAUUGUCCAAAAUUUUUAAGAGACGAAAUAGCCACAGUUCGAAUAACAAACAUGGAGAUACUGAUACGCUGGAAGCAUCACAGUUUUUGCACAAAAUUAUCAUUAACGAUGAUGAAGAAUUUCCUUUCAAGCAGAUCGAUGAUGCAGUUUACAGAAAUAGAAAAUUUUCAUUCAAACAACAAAAACAAUCAGUUGAUAUUGAUUUGAGAUCGAUAAAUCAGACUGCUUCACCGCUUUUCCAUUUAUCAGACGUGAGACGUUCCAGACAUGAAACGUUCCCGCAAUCUCUCCAAGCAGCAACAUCUAUUUCGAAUUUGCCUGAUUUUGGAUGGACUUUAAAUCCUCCAAAUGCUUAUGUUGAUAUUUUAGGAACUAAAUUAGCUACACAUAAAUCACUAAGUGAAACAAGACUAUAA